Molecule: messenger RNA, 330 nt
Organism: Prorocentrum cordatum
Lineage: Eukaryota; Dinophyceae; Prorocentrales; Prorocentraceae
Source: the annotation of a GenBank genome assembly
AUGGACGGCACUGCUUCGUUGAAGGAAGUCUCCGAGGGGGCCGCCUGGGGCGAGAGAAUGCUGGACGCCCUUGGGGCUCGGAAGUUUUUGUUGGGCGACCUCGCUCCGAGGGCAGGGGGGAAGUCUGAUCGCGUCGCUGCGGGGCAGCUUCGGGGACCAAGGAUCCAGGCGAACACGCCCGACAGGAUUUCCACCGAUGUCGACUCGCUCUGGGCAGGGGCCUCCGCGUUCGAGAUAGCGCGCAAGCUGGUGGGCUUCAAGCAGUCCGCCCUGGCGAUCUCAGCCGCCUUUGCGAAGGGGAUGUCCUCGCCGAUGAAGUUGAGGAUAUGA